GCGUACGAAGUUACUAAAGUACUAGUGUUAGAGUAUAGGAUACCUAAAGAGUUUAUUACUAAUUAUGAUAAACUGUUUACGUCUAAAUACUGGAGUAUAUUCCUAGUAAAGUUAGGUGUUAAGAAGAAGCUUUUAAUAAGCUUUUAUCUGGAAAUAGAUAGCUAG
Messenger RNA from Bipolaris sorokiniana ND90Pr, 165 nucleotides. RefSeq lists its product as uncharacterized. The annotation marks the transcript as partial. The record is from RefSeq and is a predicted model, not a curated record. The transcript has a single exon. Lineage: Eukaryota; Fungi; Ascomycota; Dothideomycetes; Pleosporales; Pleosporaceae.